AACUUGUGUUCAUGUGUUGUGAGAUCUGUCAAAAUUAUAUAAAUACGGUGUUUGUAAUAAUACAUUUUGUUUCAAUCAGAUUACAUUUUGAUACACGGUUUUAUAAGUGUUUACGCGAUGGGCGAUAGCGUGGAAACAAGGCCAAAGGCUGAUGACAACAGGCUGAAACCUGCGAUUCGCAGCCAUCAGCGUACACCCUCGGGUUCCCGGGAUUUCAAGGAAGCAACGAAGCGAGAUGCUCUCGCCAGGCUCGAGGUGGAACUGGAGCGGCUGCUGGCAGGCUUGCCCGAGAACAAGCAAACGCUCGUCGAGAAGGAGUUCAAGGGCUUUAAGAAUCUAUUCAGCAGAUUCUUAGCUGAACAGGGACCAUCCGUGACAUGGGAAAAAAUCGAGAGGCUUCCAGAGGGUGCAGUCAUAGACUACUCAACUCUGAACACGCCGACCACGGACAAUAUCCACCAUAUGUUGGACAAGUUGGUUGUGGUUAAACUCAACGGUGGAUUGGGCACAUCUAUGGGUUGCAAAGGACCAAAAUCAGUUAUUCAAGUGCGGAACGAAUUGACCUUCUUAGAUUUAACUGUACAGCAAAUUGAGCACCUUAACAAAACGUACAAAUGUAACGUCCCUUUGGUGUUGAUGAACUCGUUCAACACGGACGAGGACACUCAGAAGGUGAUCAGAAAGUACAAAGGUCUGAAGUUGGAAAUCCACACCUUCAACCAAUCCUGUCACCCGCGCAUCAACAGGGAGUCGCUGUUACCAAUAGCCUUGAAUCCUGAUGUCCAUUCCAACAUCGAAGCAUGGUACCCACCCGGUCACGGUGACUUCUACGAAUCCUUCUACAAUUCAGGCCUUCUUCAGAAGUUCAUCCAGGAAGGCAGAACCUACUGCUUCAUCAGCAACAUCGACAACUUGGGAGCCACCGUCGAUAUGAACAUCCUCGACUUGCUCCUCAACCCAGAACAGAAAGCUCAAUCAGAAUUCGUCAUGGAAGUGACCGACAAGACGCGGGCUGACGUCAAGGGUGGAACCCUCAUACAAUACGAGCAGAAGUUACGGCUUCUAGAAAUUGCGCAAGUGCCAAAGGAACACGUCGACGACUUCAAAUCAGUCAGCCAGUUCAAGUUCUUCAACACCAACAAUCUCUGGGCGAAGCUGGACGCGAUACAGAGAGUCGUCGAGAGGGGUUCCUUGAAUAUGGAAAUUAUCGUCAAUAACAAGAGUCUCGCGGACGGAGUCAACGUCAUCCAGCUCGAGACGGCGGUCGGCGCGGCUAUGAAGUGCUUCGAGGGGGGGAUCGGGGUCAAUGUCCCGAGGAGUAGGUUCUUGCCCGUAAAGAAGACGUCCGACUUGCUGCUCGUUAUGUCGAACCUGUACAGCCUGUCGCACGGGUCGCUGGUCAUGUCCCCGCAGCGGAUGUUCCCGACGACGCCGCUCGUCAAGUUGGGGGACAACCACUUUGCGAAGGUCAAGGAGUUCCUGAACAGGUUCGCGACGAUACCGGAUCUGAUCGAGCUGGACCAUUUGACUGUGUCCGGUGACGUGACCUUCGGCAGAGGAGUCUCAUUAAAGGGUACCGUCAUAAUAAUCGCGAACCACGGAGACCGUAUCGACAUACCCUCUGGAGCUCUCUUGGAGAACAAGAUAGUGUCGGGCAAUCUACGUAUAUUGGAUCACUAGCGAAAUUGAACUUUAUAAUUAUUGUAGUAGGAUUGAAUUUAGAUUAUAUUUAGACGUUACAGCGUGUUUAAAUAAAAAAUAUACAUAUUUACGCAUGCAAAUAUAUUUAUUAAAUAAAUUUAUAUCGUAAUGAUAAUUUCUGAAUUUGCAAACGGUGCCGAUUUCUCAAAUUCAUUAAACGAAUGUAUUUGUAAUUUGUUCUUUCGUAAUGAUAAUAUAUUCUUAUAUAGAUAUAUAUAUUCUUGGUAACAUAUAGUGCUAUGUAUGUGUGACUUAUUAUGUAAUAAAUAGUCUUUUUGUAGUCGCUAUGGCUCAAUAAUUGAACUUUGAAGUCGAUUUUUAAUUUUAAUUAUAGUUGUUUAAUAUUAUAGCAAAUGAAAUAUAAUUAUAUGAAUUGAUAUAAGAACUUAAAGGUUUUGAUAAAUAAAUAAACGUGAAGUUGACGCUUGUCACGGUUGUACUCUCAAUUUAAAGCGUAAAAAACUGCGAAUAUUUACAUAAUAAUUUUAUAUACUAAAAUAUUUACCGAUUUUUAUGAACAUAUAUUUGUUUUUAUAUAAAAAAAAAUAGUUUUUGUAAAAAAAAAAUAUAUAUAUAUAUUUGGUUCUAUAUAUUAUUGCGCUCAAGGUAAUCGGGUUGCGUUUUUAUUAUAAAAAAAUAUAUUUAUUUUUAUCUGUGCAAUGAUUUUAUGUUUAAAAAAAGUCAAUAAAUUAAAGACAAAUGUUUUCAUUUAUAUACAUUAUUGUAGCAAUAAUAUAUUAGGAAUUGCCUACUUGCCUUAAAACUUAAUUAAAUUUAUGUAGAAAUAUGAUUACACGAACUCUUAUAUGACAAAAAAUAUUUAAAAAAACGUACGUAUAUAUGUUAAAAUUCUUUCAGCUUUCUUUUGGGUACAAUAAGCUUAAUACUAAAAUUAGGUUUUUUAUGUACAAUUAUAUGUUGGGAGGCUAUAUAUUGUAUUCAGUUCUAUGUAAAACACAAAUUUAAAAUCUGUUUGAAUGGACGUUUUAUUUUAAUUUUGGAUUAUUUUUGAUGUCUGAGAGCAGGCUAUUCUGUAAGAAUAAACUCGAAACUCAUUGUUUACAUGGCCGAAAAUAAUUCAGGCACAAGACCAACGGCUUUACGUGUUUUCCGAGAUGCGGGAGUGUAUAGAUUUAACUUGCAUACUUCGGGCUACUGAGAAUUAUCGACAAAAAAAACAAUUACUUUUUAUUGAACCCAGGACUUCGGAAUCUGCGGUCUUAUCUAGCCUUCACGUUUACAUGAUAACAAUAAAGUUAAAAGAAUACACGCAUCGAUAUUUCCGUAAUUUAGUUCUUAUAGAAUAGCAUCGCUGAAAUGAUUAAAUCUUUCAAGUCGCGGGCGACCAAGUUGUAUGAAACAGUCAGAAGUGCACAAUCUUCAUAUAAUUUAUAUAAACAUAUUUAUAAAACUUGUACGGUGGUGAUUUUUAUAGCUUAGAUUAAAGUUAAGCAAAACACCAAGCACAUCAUUAUUUAAAAUUGUUAUUAAUAGAUUUUUUCAGCUGCUGAAAUCGUGCCAUUAUUUAAUUUAAUGAAACGACGAUGAAAAUUCUAUUUGUAUAUUUAUCACGAUAAUAAAAUAUAUUUUUUCAAUAUUUGUUAUGAACUAUUUCCAUAGUCAAAGCAAAUAUGUAAAUAAAUAUUAAAAUGAAAUCAUAA
Molecule: messenger RNA, 3362 nt
Organism: Nymphalis io (European peacock)
Lineage: Eukaryota; Metazoa; Arthropoda; Insecta; Lepidoptera; Nymphalidae
Gene: UGP
Product: UTP--glucose-1-phosphate uridylyltransferase
Exons: 7
Coding region: 118-1680 (520 amino acids)
Biological process (GO): glycogen metabolic process; UDP-alpha-D-glucose metabolic process
Cellular component (GO): cytoplasm
Molecular function (GO): UTP:glucose-1-phosphate uridylyltransferase activity
Source: RefSeq, a predicted model, not a curated record